Molecule: messenger RNA, 1791 nt
Organism: Mercurialis annua (annual mercury)
Lineage: Eukaryota; Viridiplantae; Streptophyta; Magnoliopsida; Malpighiales; Euphorbiaceae
Exons: 2
Coding region: 1-1791 (596 amino acids)
Source: RefSeq, a predicted model, not a curated record
AUGGAUACAGACCGAAGUUGGAUGUAUAGACGGCUCCAGGGCGGGUUGCUAUACCCAGGCUUUACCGAGCGCGUGCAAGAGUUUGUUAAUUUCGCUUUACACCAUCCCGCGUGUAUGAGUGGGCCCCAGAUUAAAUGCCCUUGCCCUAAGACAAGAUGUAAAAAUACGAGUUAUCGAGACGUCGAAACGGUGAAACUACACAUUCUGCAGAAAGGGUUUGUGGCAGAUUAUCAAGUGUGGGUUUUUCAUGGGGAGGGAAAUGUUUUAAAUCCCCGUCCCGUUGCACAGCUACCGGAGUAUGACGUUGACAUGGAAAAUGAGGGGGGAGACGACUUCAGCUCCGUUCAGAGAAUGGUUAUCGAUGCUACAGAACCUGUAUUCCUCGGUAAUAGCAAACACUCUCCGUUAUCUGCGGCUGUUAAAAUGUUGGACAUCAAAUGUCGUCACAGUGGCUCAGUAGCUUUAGUAGAUGAUGUGACCGAAUUUAUACAAGAGCUACUCCCAGAGGAGAACAAGAUGCCAAAGAACUUUGCCGAAAUAAAGAAGAUGGUUAGAGGUCUUGGGUUGCCGGUCAAAGUUAUCGAUUGCUGUUUGCGCAACUGCAUGAUUUACUGGGGGUCAGACGCGGAUUUAACGCGAUGUAAAAUUUGCGAUCACGAACGGUGGAAACCGCCCCCUAAAGGAAAUUCUGUGAAAAGACGAGUUAACGUCCCUUAUAGGAAAAUGUUUUAUUUUCCUAUAACUCCGAGACUGCAGAGACUGUACGCUUCUAAAGCCACCGCCAAGCAUAUGACGUGGCACGCAGAACACGAAAUGGUUGAUGGAAAGAUGUGUCACCCGUCAGACUCCCCAGCAUGGAAACAUUUUAGUGAAUUGCAUACAGAGUUUGCGGAAGAAGUUCGAAAUAUUAGACUAGGCCUGUGUACUGAUGGGUUUCAACCAUUUGGGGCCUUCGGGCAGAAUUAUUCAUCAUGGCCAGUAAUUUUGACACCCUACAAUCUCCCCCCAUGGAUGUGUAUGAAAAAUGAGUUCAUGUUUUUAACUGUUAUUGUCCCUGGGCCUCGAAAUCCUAAACAUCAAAUGGAUAUUUUCCUGCAGCCGUUGAUAGCUGAGCUGAACCACUUGUGGGAAUUUGGAGUCCGGACAUUUGACGUGCACAGGCGACAAAAUUUCCAAUUGAAAGCGGCACUUAUGUGGACGAUUAAUGAUUUUCCCGCUUAUUCUAUGUUAUCUGGCUGGAGCACAUCUGGGAGACUAGCUUGCCCACACUGCAUGGAAAAUACAGAUGCUUUCACGCUUAAAGGGAGUAGAAAACAGUCGUGGUUUGAUUGUCACAGGAAGUUCUUGCCUCGUGGUCACAUAUACCGGCGUAAUACCACUGAUUUCCGAAAAGGAAAAACCGUAAAUAAAGAAUUCAGUCGGACGAAAACCGGUGAAGAAUUGUUGGCAGAGGUGGACCAUUUGGGGUUUAUGAAGGCAUAUGAAAUUGGGGCUGGGACAAAUAAUGCGGCGAAGUCGACAGAUUAUGGUUGGAAUAAAAAAAGCAUCUUCUGGGAUUUGCCGUAUUGGAAAACGAAUCUCAUUCAUCACAAUCUCGAUGUCAUGCACAUUGAGAAAAAUGUAUUCGACAACAUUUUCAAUACUGUACUAAAUGUUCCCGGGAAAACAAAGGACCAUGCAAAAUCUAGAGAAGAGUUGAAUGACAUAUGUGAUCGGCCUGAGUUAGCAAAAGACCCGAUUACUGGGAGAUUUCCUAAGGCGCUGUAUGCUUUGGAUAAGGACGGAAAAUAA